This is a messenger RNA of Saccoglossus kowalevskii, 814 nucleotides long. RefSeq lists its product as uncharacterized. Gene Ontology annotation, cellular component: cytoplasm. The record is from RefSeq and is a predicted model, not a curated record. Lineage: Eukaryota; Metazoa; Hemichordata; Enteropneusta; Harrimaniidae. Gene Ontology annotation, molecular function: protein binding.
UUUCAAAAUGGUAACUGGCUUUCCCAGCUGCCCAGCAGUUUGGGAAUGCUGACACGACUGCGUAAACUUAUCGCCAAUGAGAAUCAGCUGAGGUUUUUGCCUGAGAAUAUUGGCGGGCUGGUUAGCUUAGAAUACAUUGAUUUAGGACAAAACCUACUACAGGUGUUACCCGAAUCUUUCUGUCAGUUAGUUGCAUUGAAGGUUUGUCUUCUCUCAAAAAAUCAUCUGGAGCAGCUCCCGGAAGAUUUUGGUAAGCUAACUCAAUUGGAAGAUUUCCGUGCAGACAAUAAUUUGAUUAAGGAACUACCAAAAUCAUUCUGCCAGCUAGUCAACUUAAAGACAUUUGAUUUAUUCAAUAAUAAGCUGAAAGAGAUACCAAGAGUUCUAGAGUAUUUCACCAAGCUCACCAGGUUGGAUAUUGACAUGAAUGAUUUCAAUAUUAACUGCGAGGCAGACAUUCCACAGAUUGUCCAUGUACCAGAAUAUCCAGAACGUGACCCAGGCUCUGAAGAACAACUGGCGAGGAAAAGGCAGACAGGACUUGGUGAAAACUAACAUUAUCAAAGUUUACGGUGAUGAACAGAGUUCUGUUGAAGAAGAUGAUGUGAGCAAAAAUAGAAAAGAAGCACAGUGGAAUCAUAGUGCACUGAAAAUGGCCAUGAGGAGGAACAUGUCGCUAUGGAAAUCACAUACGAGCGAAGCAUAUGAACGGCAAAAGUAUGUCAGACAAGAGAAUGUAAUUGCCGAUCAUGUCAUUGAUACUUCGGUGUUUUCUGAUGGGGACGAAGAUGAGAAUGAUGGGAAUGAGCAAAAA